CCUAAAGAAGAAUCUAAGGAAGAACCUAAGGAAGAAGUCAAAGAUGAAUCUAAAGCAGAAAGUAGCCAAGAACCAAUUACCAAAGAACCAACCGAGGAAUCAACUCCUGUUGAUUCUGAAGUCAAAGAUGAUUCUGAACCUAAAGAUGAAGCUCCUGAAGCUAAACAAUUUGAUCUUUCUCAGUUUUUCAAUAAAUUAAAUAAUGUUGGUACUAUUGAAAAUGCUUUUGACUUCGAAUAUCCUUAUCCAUAUGAUGCCGUCAGUUCAAGAUGGAAGAAAGGUAAUAAGAAAUAUAGAUAUGAUCCACAAUUUUUACUUCAAUUUGGUGAAGUGAUUUCUUACCCAGUUGAUGAAGCUUGGAAAACUAAGUUAGAAUCAUUGGGUAUUACCACCAAGAAAGGUCCAGGCUCUAUGGGCGACCGUUCUCAAUCUAUGAGAGGUGGUCCAAAUAAAUUUAAUUCCGGAUUACCAGGUAGAUUCAAUGGUCCAAUGACUGGUGGUAGAAAUGGACAAUUUGGUGAUGGUAGACAAGGUUCAAGAAGUGGCUCUAAAAGAAGAGGUGGCUCUGCUCCAGGUGGUAUUCCACUUAAUGGUCCUCGUGAUAGAUCUUCUAGAAAAGGUGGUCAAUCAAAGAGAGGUGGAAGAGAUAACACUCGUGAAAGAGGUGAAGAUGCUGAACCUCCAAAACCCGCUGAAGAUGUUAAACCAUUAGAAAAAUCUUCAAAUAGAUGGGUUCCAAAAUCGAGAGCUAAAAAGACUGAAGUUAAACUUGCACCUGAUGGAUCAGAAAUUCAUGAUGCUGAUGAGAUUGAAAAGAAGACUAAAUCUUUAUUAAAUAAAUUAACCUUAGAAAUGUUUGAACCAAUCACUGAUGAAAUCUUGAAAUUAACAAACCAAUCUAAAUGGGAAGAUGAUGCUAAGACAGUUAGACAAAUCAUUUCUCUCACUUUCGCUAAGGCUUGUGAUGAACCAUAUUGGUCAUCAAUGUAUGCUCAAUUAUGUGCUAAGAUGUGUACUACUCUCCCAAGUGAAAUUAAAGAUGUAAACACUGUUUUAAAGGAUGGUAGUCCAGCUCAAGGUGGUGCUUUAGCAAGAAGACUUUUACUUGCAACUUGUCAAGUUGAAUAUGAAAAAGGUUGGGUUGAUAAAUUACCAACUAACGAAGAUGGUUCACCAUUAGAACCAGAAAUGAUGUCCGAUGAAUAUUAUGCUAUGGCUGCUGCUAAGAGAAGAGGUUUAGGUUUGGUUAAAUUUAUUGGUCAUUUAUAUAUUUUAAAUAUGUUGAAUGAUCAAGUUAUUUUACAUUGUUUAAGAUCUCAAUCUCAAAAUGUUGUUGAUCCAUCAGAAGAAAGUUUAGAAAAUUUGGCUCAAUUAAUUAAAACCGUUGGUCCAAAAUUCGAAACAAAUGAAAGAAAUAAAGCUGCAUUAAAUAUGGUUUUCGAAAACAUAAAAAUCAUUUUAGAUAAUUGUAAACUUUCAUCAAGAAUUAAGUUUAUGUUAAUGGAUUUACAAGACUUAAGAGCUGCUAAAUGGAAAUCUGCUAAAGCUGAAUCAGGUCCAAAAACUAUUCAAGAAAUUCAUAAUGAAGCUGAAAUCAAAAAGCUUGAAGAAGAAAAAGCUUCCGCUGAAAGAAAGAGAAGAAAUAGAGAUUAUUAUGGUGGUGAAUCAAGAAAUAACUCUACUAGAGGUGGUUCAUCAUGGGGUGCUCAAACUUCUGUUCUCAGAAGAGAAAAUAAUAGAGAUAGACAACCUUCAAAAGAUGCAAAAGGUUUUACUUCAGUUUCAAGAUCCCAAUCAAAUAGACCAACCCCUGAUUCAAGUUUUUCACCAUCAACUGUCUCUUCACCAAGGGAUAAUUCAAAAAGAAAUGAUUCCACUGCAUCUAGAAGUAAUAUGUUUGCUGCCUUAGGCGGUGAU
This is a messenger RNA of Hyphopichia burtonii NRRL Y-1933, 1917 nucleotides long. Its product is annotated as translation initiation factor eIF4G. Lineage: Eukaryota; Fungi; Ascomycota; Pichiomycetes; Serinales; Debaryomycetaceae. The record is from RefSeq and is a predicted model, not a curated record. Gene Ontology annotation, cellular component: eukaryotic translation initiation factor 4F complex. Gene Ontology annotation, molecular function: mRNA binding; protein binding; translation initiation factor activity. The transcript has 2 exons. The annotation marks the transcript as partial.